AUGGCAGAUGGGGGAGACAGCUCGCCGCCCAUCAAGCUUUCGCCGAGCGCUUCAAGAACUAGCUUGAAUUCAGAUGCCUCGUCGAAAACUUUAAGGAAGUCAAGCUUCCUCGGGCCGGACGAGAACGCAGCGGCGAAUUCGUUCACUCUGCGGAAUUUCACCCUACAGGACAAGCUAGAGACACAGAUCAAGAAUGAAAUAAAGAACAACAAGUCCAUCAGUUUGGAGCACACGCACAAGGCUGAAACCAACCACGAGAAGAACAAGGAUCAGUUCCCAGAUGGAGAGUCGCGCUUGCGUGACAUCACAGAGGGCAAGAGCCUUCAGCAGAAAGUCGCCAAAGAAGCGAAGGUGGUGACGAAGGGCAUUCGAGGUGGCGCUGACAAGCGCGUGCUUCUCCCAGCGGUCUUAGAGCUGCAGGGAGAGGUGCGAACCUCUCUGCAGCUGUUUCUGACGAUGACGUUCUUCUUCGUGCUGAGCGUUGCAUUUCAGCAGCACUACAGAACGUACGCGAUCCACUUGCAGGAGAAGAACCUUAGAAACCAGCUCACCGACGCAUCGCAAGACAUCUCCGAAGUAGGGCAGAUUUUUGGGUGGAUGGAGACGACCUGGUUCCCUUUUCUCUGGUCAGCUCCAAAUGCUGCAGGUCCCGAAGAGAGUAUCCUGCCCUCACGGGAGAUGUACUUGCUCGGAGGCUCUCUGCUUAAAGUCAUCAGCAGUCCAGUGGAGGAGUGCAUUUAUGUUCCUGGCGCAGAGUGUUAUGAUCAAGGUGACCGCGACAUCAAUUAUGACCCAGUGCUGAAUGGAUGGGAAGUACGGAACCGUCGGCUGAGCUCUAGCGACGAGGGGUCCGGAGAUCAAGGUGGCCCGAACUUCCUCAUGCAGCUGUACCAGCAGUGGCGCCCAGGACUGGACGCCUUCAGCUCCACAAGGUCGACGUGGCGGAAAGUGCAGGCACAAAGGGAUGCAGAAAAUGAGGAAGCUCCAAAGCGGCGAUCCCGGGCCCGCGGUCCGCCAAAGCCCCGGCGGCGGCUGCAAGGAGGCCUCGAGGUGCUGCCGCGCGAGCGCAAGCGGCGCAGCUCACGUUUUGGAUUCCGCCGGGACGAGCCGGUGAAGCAGCGACGCCUUGUUGCGACGACAUCCGUGAUCAUGGAUGGGCUGCCUGUCCCAGAUGGAGACGACAAGGCUGCCGUCAAGGUAAUUCCCAUGAGCCGGUCCGCCUCGGACGUUUCCGCGCAGUUGGCAUCUUGGCAGUUGGAAGCCAACCAGCUUCUGACCUCGAGGAGUCUUAUUUUCAGCGCCGAGACUGUGGUCAUCAACAGGCAAACGCGCAUAGCAACCCACGUGGUCGUAAACUUCUUGCUCAGCCGAGGAGGAGAAGUCUUCACGCAGGUGCGCCUACGAUCCCUUCACAUGAUCAAUUCCAUCGUAGCGAUGGUCUUUGGUGGGAUUUGGGUGUUGCUGCUGAUCGGUGCGCUGCUAGUCCUUGUUGGACGCAUCAUCAUUGCCUUCUCGAACGGCAAGGCCUCUGUGCAUUUUUCCAACCUCUCGACAUAUGUCCAGUGGAGCAUCGUAGUGAUCGGCCUUGUGGUAGUGAUCCUCAUGGCAAUGGAGCGUUGGGAGAUGCUUCGAGCAAGAGAUCUCAUGGAGGAGUACCUGGCUACCCGUCCAAACGUAAGCGCCGUGAACCUCCAAGACUUCGACAUCAGCUGGUUUACCAAGCUUCACACCGUGAUCUUCUGGGCGUCUAAGGCUGAUGGCGACAUGCUCAUCCUCAUCUCGUUGUUCCACAUCUUGCUCCUCUUCCAGUUUCUCAUAGCUUCGAAAGGCCAGCCAAGAUUGGCGCUGUUGGCGAACACGCUGGAAAUGGCAUUUCAGGACAUCCUCCAUUUGUUUGUGGUCUUCUUGUUCAUCUUCUCCGCUUUCGUCAUUGCGGGCCACAUUCUGUUUGGGUCGAAGCUUAGUGACUUCUCGACCGUCAAGGGCGCUUUCGCAAAGUCUCUGGAACAGGUGGUGUCUUUCAAGACUGACUGGGACGUGAUUACAGAGCAGGACUGGUGGACGGCAGCUAUUUGGAUCUGGUGCAUGAUCAUCGUGGUCAGUCUGGUUGUGAUCAACAUCGUCCUGGCUGUCAUCUUCGACUGCUACGGGAAGAUCCGCGCCGGCAUCACACCGGAGGAUACUCUGUGGACCACUCUGCGACGGCACAUCGUGGCAGCGCGGAACAUGUCCAGCUGGUAUACUUCCUUCGAUUUGCUGACUGGGAUCAACAAUAGCAAGUCGGAAGUCAUCACCAAGCAAGGAUUCCGGGACAUCUUCCGUGGCAUCACUGACGAGCAGGUGGAGCAAAUUUUCGACUUGGCUGAGCUGCGAGCUGUCAACGACACAAUCCGCGGCCAACCAACCCUUCUGGGCGAAGCCAUUGCCAGCAUUCUGCUGGGAGUGGAUGACAUGCGAGACGGUAUCCGCACAAUACAGGACAAACAGUUCACCAGCUACAAAGAGAUGAAGAUCUGGAUGGAGGAGAGACACGAGCCGUUGCUGGCCCCAGACACGGUUUGGGACUUGGGUCCCGCAACAUACAUCAUCACUUGCCCCUACGGCUGCGAUGUCCGCGCUCUGCCGGAUGUGAAUUCUGAGCUAAUCACCAGGCUGGCCCGGGGAGACAAAGUCGAGAUUGCGCGGACAAAGGAUUACGUCGCAGGGGAAGGUCUGCGGCGCUUGAUGGGCCAGUUGCAGGACAACGCUGGAUGGCUGCCUCUUUCGGAUCCAGAUACAGGCUAUGUUUGGGCGGAGACCUGGGAGGACCCCAGCAAGAGAGAGCCAGAUUCUGCGGGCACGUACACCAUCCUUCAUGAUGGAGCACAUCUUCGCCAGGACAUCAGUCUGUCUUCGCCCCUUGUGGGAGAGUUUCGCGAAGGGCAGAUGGUCAACGUCGUCGAAGUUGUGCUGGAGUACUUCGAUGAGGAUCAGUACGCUUCGCGCAAACGUGGGCGAGUUGCGAAUCCACCCGGCUGGAUCUCACUGGUCGAUCGGGAUUCUGGAUAUCGCUUUGCACAGCGUUUAGCUGCCCAGCUGUAG
This is a messenger RNA of Symbiodinium pilosum, 3081 nucleotides long. Lineage: Eukaryota; Dinophyceae; Suessiales; Symbiodiniaceae. The record is from the annotation of a GenBank genome assembly.